AUGGAAGCAGCUCCGGUUGGCGCAGCCCUUGGAGUUCUACUUCCAAAACUGAUCUCAGUUUUGGAAAAGCAGAUCGACCUCUUCCAAAAUUUCAAGAAAGAUCUAAAAAAGCUAAAAAUUUCAAUCACCAUGAUUCAAAGUUUCUUGAACGAUGCGGAGAACAAGCGAAUCACCAACGGAACCGUCAAACUUUGGUUGCAUAAGCUUGAAGGUGUCGCUUUCGAUGCCGAUAAUGUUUUGGAUGAGCUCGACUAUCAACAUCUCUCCCAAACAGUUCAUCCUACCCAACACAAAAUCAAGAAAAAGGUAAGCAACUAUGGCCUUCAAAACAUAGUAGCGGGAGCAAAUGCUCAAGCUGAUGGAUCACAAGGGCCAUCUGCUGGCAGAGAAACUGAUUCUUUGGGUAACGAUCCGAUUUUUCUUGGAAGAGAAAAUGAUGUGUCUGAAAUUGUGAAGAUGAUGACUACUCCUCCAAAGGGUGAUCAUGUAUUCUCUAUCCUUCCGAUUGUCGGGAUGGGAGGACUCGGAAAAACAACAGUAGCUCGGGAAGUGGUUGAUCAUAAAGACAUAAGGACUCGUUUCCCUAAACGUUUUUGGGUGCAUGUUUCUGAAAAUUUCGAUCUCAUGAUUCUUUUCAGAAAGAUUCUUACAUCAUUAACAAGAACAAACGUCAAACUUGAAAGUAGACAAGAUGUUUUGGAAGAGCUUCAGACAUAUUUGGGAGCUGGAAGAUUUCUACUUGUCCUCGACGAUGUUUGGAAUGACAGCGAGGAAAAAUGGGAUGAUUUUAUUAAUCCGUUGAGAAAGAUUAGUUCUGCGACAGGAAAUGGCAUUGUUGUUACUACAAGAAAUCUGAGUGUUGCUUCACUGGUGACAACACUUCCUAUUCACAAACUAAAUGGAUUGUCAGUUGAGGAGUGUUGGUCCAUAAUCAAAGCGAAAGCCUUCGUGGAUGGUAAUGUUCCAUCAGAAUUUGAGCUCGUUGGGGUAUCUAUUGCAAAAAACUGCCAAGGUUUGCCAUUGGCGGCUAGAAUGGUUGGGAGAUUGUUGCGUGGUAAGUCGAUUGAUGAGUGGCUUCAUAUCGAAAAGAACUGGCUCUCAGAUUUAAGAGAUGAAAAUUUAGUCUACAAGAUUUUAAAACUGAGUUUUGAUCAUUUGUCGUCACCAGCACUCAAGAAGUGUUUUGCAUAUUGUUCGAUAUAUCCUAAAGGAUAUGACUUGCAAAGGGAACGCUUGGUUGAGUUGUGGAUGGCAGAGGGAUUUCUUGAAGGAAAUGAUGAUAUGGAGAGAUUGGGCGGCAAAUUCUUUAAUCUCCUUUUGGAGAACUCCUUGUUGUUACAAAUUGUGGAGAGAAAUGGCGACACAUUAAGAGCAUGUGCUGACCUGGAGAAGUUGCCAAACACAAUGAAACACUUGAUGAACUUGAGACAUCUCCACCUUCCUUCUCGAAUCGAAUUGCCUCCGGAGAUGGGAAGAUUAAUUUCUCUACGAACACUACUAUAUUUUGGAGUGAGCGAUAAAAAGGGUUGUGGAAUUGGUGAACUCAAAAGCUUGAAGAAUCUAAAAGGGGAACUGGAGAUUUAUAAUCUUGAAAAGGUGCGUGACAAAGAGGAGGCUAAAAUGGCAGAUUUAUUACAAAAGUCGAACAUAGUCAAGUUAAAGCUUGUGUGGAGUCACGGUCAGAAUGGCAAUGAGAGUGUUUUGGAAGGCCUCCAACCCCACCCAAAUUUAAAGAGCUUAAACAUUUGUGGAUUUCCAGGAAGAAAUCUGCCAUCAUGGUUUUCAAUGAUGUCGGAGCUUAAUAAUUUGAUGGAGAUAUGUCUUCGAAAUUGCAAAGAAUGCGAAAAAAUUCCAAUGCUAGGGCACUUGGGACAUUUGAAGAAUCUUUAUCUACAUGGUAUGGAGAAUGUGAAAUCCAUAGGUUCGUCAUUCUACGGAAUAGACAAGUGCAGCGGAACAGAUAAUAGAAUUACUAUAUUUCCGGCACUUGAAAGGCUCGAGUUGGUUUGUAUGUGGGAGCUGACAGAGUGGUUAGAGUAUUAUAAUGUGGUGCUAUUUCCUCGCCUCGAAUACUUGAAGAUUAUAAUGUGCAUGCAAUUGAAGAGUGCUCCAAGUCACUUUCCAUACCUAAAAGAAUUGGAGAUUUCUCAAGUCAACAGUGAAUUACCUUUGGCGAGUUUAUGUGGGAUCAAAUUAACCUCGCUUACAAAACUCCGAAUUAAUUCAAUUGAUGAUCUACAUAGCCUCGAUGCUCUUGAGAUAUUGAGUAUACAUGAUUGCCUCGAUGCUCUUGAGAUAUUGAGUAUACAUGAUUGCCCGAAUCUGGUGGCAAUACCAUAUCCACACGAAUCACAUGGUGAGCAAGAAUUAGUAUUAUUAGGAUUGAGUUGCCUUCGUGAAUUGAGUAUUCGUAAAUGCCCCGGGUUGACCGAGUUGCCAAGUGAAAUGAUAGAGUCGUGUGCGGAGUCACUCGAGAAGUUGGAAUUGCUUGAAUUGAGCAACUUAAGGAUGGAUGUGGGAAUGGUGACGGGGUGUUUGCAGAAAAUGCAUCGUCUCUCGGAGUUAAGGAUUGCUGAUAUUCCAACCACCGAUUCCUCGAAGAUUGGGUUGUCGUCUAAUGACUCUAGCUUGCGGGGUACUUUAAGCACGGGUACAAGUUGCGGUGAGUCCUCACAUUCCUCGGUUUUCGAUGCCAUCUUGAAAGGGUCAGCAAAAUCUCUUUGUACAUUACACUUGUACGGGACAAAGCACAGUCGGGAUCUACCGGAGCAGCUUCAACAUCUCACUGCUCUUUAUGAGCUACACUUAUAUAAUUUUGAAGAGAUUGAACAAUUUCCUGAUUGGGUAAUUGGGAACAACAACAACUUGUCCUCGUCUUUGCACCAGAUAUGUCUAUAUAACUGCAGCAAGUUGCGCCGUCUACCGUCUAAGGAAGCCAUGCUACGUCUCACCAGCUUAACUAAUUUAUUCAUUUACCAAUCUCCGAUGUUAAAACUAACAAGGCAACCAGACGGAGAUUCUGAGUGGCCCAAGAUUUCCCAUAUUCCCCGCGUAAUUUUGGAUGGAGUUGUAGUUCCAACUAACGUCGUCUAA
Messenger RNA from Erythranthe guttata (spotted monkey flower), 3093 nucleotides. The record is from RefSeq and is a predicted model, not a curated record. NCBI's taxonomy places the organism in Eukaryota, Viridiplantae, Streptophyta, Magnoliopsida, Lamiales, Phrymaceae.